ACGAGCGGACGCGCAUUUCUAUCGUUCGCCUACAAUUAGUUGCCAACUAAUUGUCCCGUAGUGUCAAUUAACUCGACUGGAAGUGAAAUUUUACAGAGAAUUUCAAUUUAUGUGCAAAAUAAUAUGCAUAUAUGUAUACUUCAUGUAUUGAUAAAUAGAAUUGAAACAAUUCAUCAAUUAAUAAAUAAAAACUGUGCUCAAUAAAAAAGUGGCUUCUAAAUACUAAAAAAUCGUAAAAAUUAUCGUAGUAAUUCUUCUUAAACUAUUCUUCGGAGUCAUGGAUUAUGAAUUAUUGCACAACUAUCCAUUGAUGCUGGAUAUGCUGUGUGAGCAGCAGAGUAUUAGUCCUGCGCACUCGGAUGUCUCCAACGGCAGCGAGUCGGGCAAGCCACGACAAGAAGUAAAUGCACGGGAGCGUAGUCGUACACAAAGGUUUGUCAAUUCCGCCUUUACAACGCUGCGCAGCUUGAUACCAACCGAACCGUGUGAUCGUAAAUUAUCGAAGAUCGAAAUAUUGCGUCUGGCUAAGAGUUACAUAGCCCAUCUAGACGCCGUUAUAAUGACGGGCAAUAGCGACAGACCGUGUGCAAAUUAUUCCAGUCAACAUCGAUGCGAGAAUAUUAUGUCCAGCGAUAAACCUCGAUCAAAUAUCUGCACAUUUUGCGCGACUUUAAGCGCAAAUAAAAGUUAGACGGUGCAGCGGAGGCGUUUUAAAAGGCACGAAUCGAAGUAAUCAUGUAAAAGUAUACAUGCUUUAAUUGAUCAUAUAUCACACAUUUAGUAUAUAUAUACAUAUAUAUUUAGUAUAUGUAUACAUAUAUGGAUAUAACUAUAUGGUGGAGUGAUUCUGAGAUUGUUUGUAAUAUAUUUUUUAUUAUAAUGAAUAAAAGCAUAAUACUAAAGGG
Messenger RNA from Bactrocera neohumeralis, 905 nucleotides. RefSeq names its product transcription factor 15. Gene Ontology annotation, molecular function: protein dimerization activity; DNA-binding transcription factor activity, RNA polymerase II-specific; RNA polymerase II transcription regulatory region sequence-specific DNA binding. The transcript has 3 exons. NCBI's taxonomy places the organism in Eukaryota, Metazoa, Arthropoda, Insecta, Diptera, Tephritidae. Bases 278 to 691 code for a protein of 137 amino acids. The record is from RefSeq and is a predicted model, not a curated record. Gene Ontology annotation, biological process: developmental process; regulation of transcription by RNA polymerase II.